AUGACAAUUACCGCAACAGUUACCCAAGCAAAAGGUCUUUACUGCGAGGAAUCAUUGCACCCAAAAUACGCGCAUCUCUGGACCAUGUUUUUCAAUAUGGUUGCCGUAACCAUUGCAAUGUACUGCCUCAUUGCUUUUUACCUGGGAGUCAAAGAGAAACUAGCGCCCAACAAGCCCUUCUUCAAACUUCUCUGUAUCAAGCUGGUCAUCUUCUUCUCCUUCUGGCAGAUGAUUCUCCUUGACCUUCUCACCUCCGCCGGCGCAAUUAAAUCUUCAAAAUACAUGUCACUCGGCGAUAUAUCUGUGGGCUUCAACUCACUCCUCAUCUGUUUCGAAAUGAUAAUAUUUGCUAUCCUCCACCUGUUUGCAUUUACCUGGAAAGACUAUGAUAAGGGUCCAACAAACAUGACUCCUGUGAUGACUUCCCUCUUAGACGCUUUCAACCCAUGGGAUAUUGUCCGCGGCAUUGCCCGCGGUACUCGUUGGCUUAUUUGUGGCAUUGGUCGCCGCGAACGCGAUCAUGAGAAGAUCCGGAAGCGCCUGGAGCUAGAAGAAGAGGCAUCUGGUCUUGUCGGUGCCGCCGCUUCUUUCGCCGGUGCAGGCAACUACACCCCCCCGCCACCACCACAGCCUACGGGACCAGACGCACUACCUGUUCAUCCGGCGCCUCAGAAAUCACAGCAACUUAAGGUACAGACAGCAGGCUAUGGUGGAUACUCUCCUGAGCCGGUGGAAAUGCACAACUCGCCGGCAAGAUCACCCGCGAGUUACUCGCAGCAGGUGGCGGUAUCAGGGUAUGGUAAUGCGUUGGCCUCGCCACAUGAAUGGCAUGGAAGGUAUCGGGACCAGAGCCCAUCGCCCGUGGAGUUGAGUUAUCCCACAACAAAUUAUAUGCCGAGUGCGACAGCGCAUCAGCUCCAAGGGAGCCCAGUGUAUCUGCACAGUCCGAAUGAUAGUGCUGGGGUAGGGCUGCUGCCAAUAGUGGGUGGGCAGAGUCCAAGGCCGAGUUAUAAGCCAUAUGAGCAGCAGGGCGGGGGCCAACAAGGCGGUGGGGACUACCACCAACCAUUUUAG
Messenger RNA from Morchella sextelata, 1074 nucleotides. RefSeq lists its product as uncharacterized. Gene Ontology annotation, biological process: transport. Lineage: Eukaryota; Fungi; Ascomycota; Pezizomycetes; Pezizales; Morchellaceae. Gene Ontology annotation, molecular function: transporter activity. Bases 1 to 1074 code for a protein of 357 amino acids. The record is from RefSeq and is a predicted model, not a curated record. The transcript is spliced from 2 exons.